CCCAUUCUGGCUACAACGAGAUCGCAGAUAUCGCGAUGUUAAAUGUCGAAACAAAUCGGAAGGCGUAUAAAAAAUAUCACAUUCAGACACAAUAACAUUGUUUUUAUAUUUAUUUGUUUUAUUAUUCAAUGUUUUGUUUAGCCUAACUAGGAGGCCGAUAGCUAUCUACGGUACAUAUGUGGCUGUUCACUUGAAUUUUUCUGGAUUGCCAAACGUUUGCUGAUACACAAGUGUUGUGAUAUCCACCCAAGCCCCUCCCACCUGUGACCUUCUCCAGCGGCUCUACAGCAACCCCUAGGCGUCUGCAGAACCAAGGGGGGAGGGGGGGUGCAGGGAGGAGUGCGUGGGCUACAGCAGAACUGAACAGGAACAGGGAUCAGGGACAGGAUAUAGGGACCAGUAUGCCUCUUUUCUUCAGGAAGAGGAAGCCAAGUGAUGACUCCAAGAAGAGACUGGAGUAUCAGCUGUGUCUGUCCAAAGAGGCUGGUGCCGAUGACAUCUUGGACAUCUCCAACUGUGAGCUCUCAGAGGCCCCUGCCACGGCCUUCUCCAUAUGCAGGGUCCUGCAGAAGAAGGUCUUCAUUCUCCAUGGGAAUGAGCUGAGGUCUCUGGUGCCGAAAGGAUGCAGCAUCAGCUGCCUGGCGACACUGAAGGUUUUAGAUCUGCAUGAGAACAAGCUGACGUCACUUCCUGAUGACAUUGGACAGCUCAAGUCCCUGCAGGUGCUGAACCUUGAGAAGAACCACAUAAAAGCCCUGCCCGAUUCCAUCGGGGACCUCCGGCUCCUCCAGACCCUCAAUGUGAAAAGGAACAGUCUGACCCAGCUGCCGGCCUCGCUGGGUCAAAUGAGCAGCCUGCGCACGCUGGACCUGAGCGAGAACGGCGUGAGGGAGCUGCCCACGGAGCUGGCCAACAUCCGCACGCUGGAGUGCCUGACGCUGGAUGCCGCUCAGAUGUCCUUCCCUCCAGCCUCUGUGUGCGGCGGCGGCACUGAGGUCAUCCAGCGCUUCCUGUGCACAGAGCUGGGGGUGGAGUACUGCCCCCCCUCUCAGUACCUGCUGCCCGUGCUGGAGAGCGACGGCUGUGCCCAGAUGGAGGACUGCGUUGACGGGGAGGAGGUCGCUUGGCAGAGUAAAUUUCAGGACUAUGAGAAGAAAAAGGAGCAGAAGCAGCAGGAGAAGCUGGAGUUUGAGCGCCGCCUAGAGGAGGUGCAGCGGGAGCACACUCAGCUGUUCCUCCUCAACAACUCCCGCAAGGAGGACAUCCUCCUGUCCGUCAGACAGGAGCAGGAGCGGUUGGAGCAGGGCUUGUCCCAGCAGCAGAGGACGCUAGAGCUCGAGAGGCAGAGGCUGCUGGGACAGGUCAGGAUAGCGGAGACCAGCAUCACCAGCCGCAUCUCCUGCCUGCUGCUGGAGAACAAGAGGCAGAAGAAGACUACAGAAUUCCUGCAGGCUCUGGAGGAGGACCGGAUACGGAUGGAGCAGCUGACCUCCAUCACACAGGAAGAAGCUGAUUCACUGCGCAAGAGGGAAGUGGCAGCGGCCAUGCAGAAGAUGCUGUCGGAGGGCUACUCCAUGCGCCUGCUGCAGGAGACGUGCGAGACCCGCAGGCAGAGCCUGGUGACGGAGACGUGCCGCAGCAUGGAGACUCUGGACAGGAAGUUUGACCAGGUGCUCUCACUGCAGCAGCUCGAUAAAUCCAAAGCUAUAGCUCAGAUCCUGCAGGAGGAGGAAAUGCAGAAGGCGGCCUUCGAGGCGCUGCAUCUCAAAAAGGACAGCAUGCACGGCUUCAUUCGCAAGCAGAUUAGGCUAAUAGAAGCUGAGUUAAUGCAGCUGACUAGGCUGGAGGUAAAGAGGCGAGAUCUGGACGCUGAGAAUUUGCAGGAGGUGCUGGCAGACCAGCGGGCCGCUCUGACAGACCUGCUGCAGCAGCUCCUCAAACAGAAGGACCAGAGAGAGGUGGAGCUACGGCAGGUCCUGACGGAGAUGGAGCUGAAGAGCGAUUCAAACCAGCAGAACUACUGGAUGAUUCAGUACCAGAGACUCCUGGACUCCAAACCACUGUCCCUGCGCAUGCAGGAGGCUGGAGUAGAGCAGCAGUUGGUGUCUCUCCUGUGCAAGCUGUCUGCUCAGCAUUACCUCCCUGUGAUCGCUCACCACCACAUCACCUCUGAAGCUCUGCGUCACAUGACCUCCGCUGACCUCAGCAAGCUGGGAAUCUGUGAGGUGGGAAUACAGAAGGCUCUGCUCAUCUGGGCCAAGGAGCGGAUCAGCCCAUCUGCUGAAGGUGCGUGUGAGGCACAGGAGGAGCUCGCAGGUGCGUGUGAGGCACAGGAGGAGCUGGCAGGCCCGUCCCAGCCCUCUGCCCCCACCCUGCUCCUCAGCCCCCCAUCGUCUCCGGGCUCCUUCGAGCUGGCCCUGACCCCCACCGCCCCCGGCCCUGACGACUCACCCGGCGCCUCUGAGUGUGUGGUGUGCAUGGAGACGGAGCCCCAUAUGAUCUUCCUGCCGUGUGGGCACGUGUGCUGCUGCCAGGUGUGCAGCGAGGUGCUGCAGACCUGUCCCCUGUGCCGCAGUGGCAUCGGCCAGCGCAUUCGCCUCUACCGCAACUAGGGGGCGCCGCAGGGGACCCCCGCCUCCCGCAUCUCCUCCUCCAUCCAUCCAUCCCUCCAUCCGGUCCUGCACACGCACUCGUCCCCGCUGGGUGGGCGGGUGGGGGGUGGGGGGGGUCCUGUGAAUGCCCCCUGGCCCCUCCUUUCACACCCGGGGUGGCUGACAAGCACCUGUCCUUCAGGCCCUCGUUAAAGGGACUCGUCAGCAUCGUUAAACAGCUCGUUAACCUUGUAGAAUGAAGGGUGAAUAGCUUGUAAAGGACUCGUUAAAUUGCUCGUUAACCUCGUUAAAGUGACCUUGGCCCAAUGACAGAGCGAGCCGUUAGUGGUUUGCGUGCGCAGGUGCGCUCGGGAGGGGGCGCUGCGGGCUCGGGAGAGCGGCAGUGUGGUUCGGCUCGGCGCUGUCACGGGCGACGACCCUCUCGACCGCACCGCGCUUCUAGCGUCUAGCAUCGCUUUCCCUGUGACGCUUUCCCUCUUAUCCUCUCAUCUGAUUGGCUGACUAAAGGGCGUAACGGGUCUGUGGGGUCGGAGGUGUCAGCUCUGAGAUGGGCGGGGCCUGCGGGCAUGGCACAGCAUGCUGCAUCGUUAUGGCAUUCUACCCCCCCCACCCCCCCACCCAUCCACUAGCAGCAUGACAACCCCAAAUAUCACAUCCCAUAAUAGUGCCUCACUCCAUCUGAGCUUCCUCAAUCUGUCACCUCGCCCCAAAACUAAGACUAGCCCAUAAUCGCUGUCCCUAAAUGUAAUCAGUGUCUCAUUCCCAAAAAUUACUCACACUGAAACCUUCCAUGCAAGUGUACUUAGACAUUUUUAAAUCCUGCAUGCUGGGGGAAGGGAAUUCCCCAAAGCUCAUACUGUACUCUAAAGAUUAACGUUGCUAGAUAGUACGGACCUCUUGAUCACUAACUAUUUAUGUGUUUAAAUGAUCGGCUAUAGUGGGGUCAUGACCUUUUUAAGAGGACUCGAGCUGGCUUCGGUUUUGCAUGGUUUCGGUGAUGUCGUGAGAGACGAGUUUCCUGAGCCUAAUGAAGGGGGCGGAGUGUAAUGAUGUCGGCCGUUGCUUGCUCUCAGCCACUGAAGUGCAUCAGCCAAUAGAAUUUUCUUCAGCAGAACUUCACGAUUGGCUCACGUUCAGCAGGUCACCUGACACCACGUCAUAAAAAGAACGCUGCAGAUAAAUUGCAUUUAUAUAGCGCCUUUAUCAAAGCCUUUUUUGCAGCCAGAUUGAGAGAGCCAGAUGGGGAAUUUUGGCCAGAACAUGGUGGAACCCUGAAUGACAAAGUAGCCUUUGUAAUCCGCUGAGAACAAUCAUAGAAACAUGUAGCAGUGACCCUGCAUCAUGGACUCAGUGAAACAUCUGAAUCCUUUUAAACUGCCACCCUCUCUCAGUGCUUUCUCAGUCACUUCAGUGUGUUCCGAUGCCUGAUGCAGAAAAACAGUCUUACCUGCUGGAGCUUGCAUUCAAAGCUGUCGCAUACGUGCACACACACACACACACACACACACACACAUGCGUAUCUGAAGCUAGGACAGAACACAUUUCCAAAUAGCUCACACCUGUCCCAAGAGCAUAGCAUGCUGUGGCAUCCCCUUUAAAGUACUUCAGGGUGUAAUCAUGUUUAUAUCAGGUUUAGAUCAUGUUUUUAAUGUUUUUUUAUGUUCUGUUUUAAUAUUGCAAGCUUUCUCUCUUCCUUUCUCUCCCUUUCUCCAUCUCUCACUGCCGCCAUACUGCUUUUAUACUGCCCUUCAUAUUUCCAUAUGUGUCUCUGAAUCCCAAAUAUGAGGAAUAUAUCUUGAUUAUAUUUCUGGAGAAAUGUUACAGAUUACUAUAUGUGUGAGUGUAUAGUGCUUCUUUAAGAACUCCCAAUUUCUUCUGCUCAUUAUUGAAAAAAUAUACGACAAAUGUGUAUGUCAUAUUAUACUAUAUAUUCUGUAUGUCUACUGUAUGCACAGAGAACAUAUAUGAAUGUGGCCAGGAUUGAUAUGUUUGAAUGUAAGAUGUGUAUUUUAAUUCCCCUGCCUCUUAAAUUGCUGUGUCCAUUUUCCCUCCUGUAGAAUCCCAGCCCCAUUCCAUAGUAAUGGAAUGAUGGGAGUCCCAGAUUUGGGUUGCCCUGUAGUGCGGUUUAGGUUCUGUCCAUCCGUACCCUCCAAAUGUGGCAGGCAGCCAGACAAACUGCAGUGGGAGGAGUCAGUCAGUGUUGCCAGAUUAAUAAAUCCCUCCUUCCUCCCCCUAUCUUCAGUUGACUUCUGAAGACAUAGAUUCAAUAGAUUCCACCCCGCCCCCACCCCACCCCCCGAUACAACCUUUUUAACCCCAGUCUACAUUUAAUUCCUGUUUUGCUUCCUCUGAAGCAUUUCAGUGAUUCCCUAAAUCCCCAUAUUUGGGGGUUUAAUAGGUGUUUGGCCUCAGGAUCUCUACUCUAAUUACCAUGAAGUCAGAACUGGUUUUCUGCUUUUUAUUAUAUUAAAAUGGCCCAAACCCAGUCUUUUAGUAAUUGUUUGAUGCAAAGCUAGAAAACUACUUUCUGCUGGUGGGUGAGUUUAAAUGAAACUAUAAUUUUUUUUUCCCGACACAAGUCUCAAGUAUUCUUUUGUAUUUUUUGUUUUUUAAAUGUAAUCUUGGACUAUGAGUGCUGUAGAGCGUUUCACACGCACACAACCAUAUCAUGGUAUUUCACAUGUUGUUUGUUGUGAGCAUCGUGAACAUUGCGAUUGGCAAGAUCCUCGUUCUGAGCUGCUGUAAUAAAUGUGUGUUCACUUCUCUUUCCCCUACUUACUGUACGUGUUUGUUGAUCUAUGCAAAUAAAGGAGUGAGGUUUUUUUCUUC
Anguilla anguilla (European eel) is the source of this 5441-nucleotide messenger RNA. RefSeq names its product leucine rich repeat and sterile alpha motif containing 1 (gene lrsam1). Lineage: Eukaryota; Metazoa; Chordata; Actinopteri; Anguilliformes; Anguillidae. Gene Ontology annotation, molecular function: protein binding. The transcript has 25 exons. The record is from RefSeq and is a predicted model, not a curated record. The coding region runs from base 402 to 2612 and encodes 736 amino acids.